UUUAUCUUAAAUUCUUAAUUUAGAGGAGGUUGGUCCCGAAAGAGGCGUGUUCCUCAAGCUGGUUUAUCCACCUGUGACAGUGACAGCGAACGAACACCGCCAUUUGAUACGUUUCGGAACGAAUAGCGUCGCAAAACCUAUUAGCCCUAACAAACAAGAAAGAGGAGAAAGAAACCUUUCAUCUGAGAGAGAGACUGUGAGAGUCGUUAAUCUCCGAGAACCAACAUGUCGGGAGUGGGACCUAUCUCGCAGGACUGGGAGCCGGUGGUAAUAAUGCUGGGACAAACAAAGCGGCAUCUAGUAGCACGUCAUUGAACACCAAGAGGCUUGAUGAUGAUACAGAGAAUCUAGCUCAUGAACGCGUGCCGACUGAACUCAAGAAGGCUCUCAUGCAAGCAAGGAUGGACAAGAAACUCACUCAAGCACAGCUUGCUCAGAUUAUCAAUGAGAAGCCUCAAGUGAUCCAGGAGUACGAGUCAGGAAAAGCGAUUCCAAACCAGCAGAUAAUUGGCAAGUUGGAGAGGGCCCUUGGUGCCAAACUGCGAGGCAAGAAAUAAGCAAAACAAAUCCAAGUAUACUAACGUUUGUGUAUGUAAUUAAUUAGCUACUGUGUUUUCACUUUGCGAAGGGUGGCUGUUAAGGUGUGUUUUGCAUGCUGAUUUGUGUGUGUAUAUAUGCAAAGAGAUGACAUGUGUGGCGACCCCGAGAGGCUUUACCAUUUUCCAGAUUGAAAAUAUCAUAUUAAAUAAAGUCAUGCUCUCGUUAUAGUUGGAAAUAAGAUAGGAUACAGCUUUUGUUCACAAGAACCAUUAUGUUCUCUGUUUCGACAUGCCCCUGCUAUUUAUUUAGCUUCAUAUGUUGGCAAAAUUCCUUCUUUC
This is a messenger RNA of Arachis ipaensis, 878 nucleotides long. Lineage: Eukaryota; Viridiplantae; Streptophyta; Magnoliopsida; Fabales; Fabaceae. The record is from RefSeq and is a predicted model, not a curated record.